Molecule: messenger RNA, 3176 nt
Organism: Aegilops tauschii subsp. strangulata
Lineage: Eukaryota; Viridiplantae; Streptophyta; Magnoliopsida; Poales; Poaceae
Molecular function (GO): RNA binding
Source: RefSeq, a predicted model, not a curated record
AGAAAAGCUCCGUGCACUCUGUUUUGCGUCCUCCUCGUCUCGGCUGAAGAAGACAAGAACCAAAAAUGGUACUCGGAACUCACUCCCCGUCCCCGUGAAUCUCCGUCGCGUUCCUCGAUCCUUUCGCGCAGGCGCCACCGGAUUCGACGCCGCGCGGCGCCCGGUUCGGUGCAGGUUUUGCCGAGAUGACCUCGUCUCUGACUUUGUUUUUGUUUUUUUCCUGGGGAUUUCAGGACAGGAGGGCGGCGUCGCAAGGGGAUUACGACGAGCAAGACCGGCGAGUGAAAGGCGCCGAGGUGUUCGUCGGCGGGCUGCCGCGGUCGGCGACGGAGGGGACACUCCGAGAGCAGAUAUUUUCUACUUGUGGUGAGAUUGUCGACUUGCGCAUAAUGAAGGAUCAGAAUGGUGUUUCCAAGGGAUUUGGAUUUGUGCGAUUUGCAGAAAGGGAGUGUGCUUACAUUGCUAAAAGGCAAAAGAAUGGGAUUGAGCUUCAAGGAAAGCGACUAGCUGUUGAUCUUUCUUUGGAUCAAGAUACACUCUUCUUUGGAAAUCUUUGCAAAGAAUGGAGUGCUGAAGAAUUUGAAGAAUUGAUUCAUAAGACAUUCAAAGAUGUCAUAUCAGUUGACCUUGCAACGGCUUCAAAUCUUGAUUCUUCAACGAGCAAAAGACGUCUAAAUCGAGGCUUUGCGUUCGUGCGAUUUUCUUCCCAUGGAGCUGCAGCACGUGUACUCCGUAUUGGUUCCAGAACAGAUUUUAUGCUUGGUGGUAUUUUGCAUCCAGCAAUAAAUUGGGCUGAGAGGGAGUCUAAUGUGGAUGCUGAUGAAAUGGCCAAGAUUAAGACUGCUUUUGUUGGUAAUCUACCAGCAAAUGCCAAUGAGGAAUAUUUGAAAAAGCUUUUUGGACAUUUUGGAGAGGUAAUUCGGGUUGCGGUCUCAAGAAAAGGACAAUACCCAGUUGGAUUCAUUCACUUUGGCAGUCGUUCAGAGCUUGACAAUGCAAUAAAAGAAAUGGAUGGUAAAACUGUCAGCGGACCUAACCGAGGGCCAUCUUUCAAGAUCCAGGUUUCAGUUGCUCGACCUGCAGUAGAGAACGAUAAUAAGAGAAGUCGUGAAGAGGUGAAAACUAGAAGAUCAAAUGUAUCAGGAGGCAAGCCAGAUUAUUCUCAUGGCAGAUACGGACAUGAUUCGGUUGAACGUCAAACGAAAGCUCCAAGACUAUCAAACAGGGUGGCUGAUGUCACUGAUCCCUAUGAAGCAGCUCUUAAUUCACUACCUUCAGCCGUCAACGAACUCUUACUUCGUAUUUUACGUCUUGGAAUUGGCAGUGCAUACGACAUUGACAUCCACUGCAUAAAGAGCCUCAGUGAGCUCCCUGAGUCAGGUGCUGUUGCCGUCCUUAAUCAGUUUUUGAUAACAGGUUCUGACAAACGCAAUAAAGGAGAAUAUUUCCUUUCAUUAAUUGCUAAGCGCAAGGUUGAGGCUUUUGGCGCAGCACAAAUAUUACAGGAUACUACUUAUUUGUCCAGAAAUUCUGAAAUACAAACCAAGCGAUACCGACAUCAAGAUUACGAUUACACGGCAUCCGGGAGCAGUAGAUACAGCUCCCUAGGCGGUUAUCCUUCCUCCUCUUAUGUUGACGAUCCAAUAGUGUCUCAGUCAAGAAGAUAUGGCGAAGAAAGACCCGCUGUUGUAAGAUACCCAGAACCAAGACUGCGUCGAGAAGAAGUACUACUUGAACCAAGACCAAAUAUUGGAAGGCAACUAGAUCGAAUAUACACACAAGAACAGAGUUAUAACGAAAGAUCCGCACAUGAACCCAGGCAGGACACUGGAAGGCAUCUAGAUCGAAGAGACAUACAUGAGCAUAGUUAUAAGGAAAGGUCGGCACAUGAACCCAGACAGGACACUGGAAGGCAUCUAGAUCGAAGAUACACACAAGAACAGAGUUAUAAUGAAAGAUCAGCACAUGAAACCAGGCAGGACACCGGAAGGCAUCUAGAUCGUAGAAACAUACAUGAGCAGAGUUAUAUAUUGAGAGAUCAGCACAUGAACCCAGACAGAACACUGGAAGGCAUAUAGAGCGAAGAUACACACAAGAACAGAGUUACAUUGAAAGACCAGCCGAAGUUGUUCUCCCUAGGGAAAGAAGAUUGGUAUCUGCCGCAGGGUACGCCACAAACAUAGAACCAGAAUUCAAGUCCAGGUCCUCUGCUGAAUAUUCUGCUGAACAUCAGCAAAUGAGGUUUGAUCCCUACACAGGGGAGCCUUACAAGUUUGAUCCCUUCACUGGGGAGCCCAUCAGGCCAGAACCAAGCCUGCGUCGCUCAGGAAGCUUAUACUGACCGGAUUGAGUGGAGCAUGUUUCUGAAUAAAUCCCCAGCACCUCCCCGGGAAAAAUGCCAGAGUCUGCUUCACCUGGCUAUGAUUUGUGAAACCACCUGACAUUAUGAAAUACUCCUUCCGGUUCAAACAUAAGGUGUAUUAGGUUUCGCUAAGACAAGGCUCUGACCAAGAAUUACUUUGUUAACAUGUGGUUUAUAUGGCAUAAAAUUGGUAUCACUAGAUUCUUAUUCAAAAGUGCUUACUGAUAAUUUGUGUUACUUUUUAACAUAUAUAUAAACCACAUGUUAAUGGAGUAACUCUUGGUCAAAGCCUUGUUGUCUUAACGAAACCUAGUACGCCUCGUAUUAUGAAACGGAGGUGCGAGAACACUGGAGUAUGUUUUAUGAUUUCGUGACCCUUCAGACAUUCGAACUAUGCACCAGUGCAAAUGGUAGAAUUUAAACUGUUGGUACUCUCUAUCAGCAAUUGCCACAAACUUUCUUUUCCUACUCUGGCUUUGGACGCUGGCUACUCUGGCUUUCUCAUGUUUACUCAUCCAAAGCAUGCCAAGCAAGAUACCCCCGAUUGACCAGAUGACAAGAAAAGUGGAAACCUGUGGCCUGCUAAUACCACUUCCUUUUCUUCUACUACUUGAUGGAUACUUCACUUGAUUGCUUAAUGAUGACACCCCUUGCUACUUUGCUUGACUCGACUUAAUGUACUGAAUACUCAUGGUAGCUAGGUGUAUGGAUGCGCGUGUAAUUCGCUAAAAAGGAGCUCUAGUAUAACUUGUGAACGAAAUUGCUUACAAGCUGCUUUUCUUCCCUUGUGUUAGUCAAGCUUUUGAAGUUUGAA